AUGAGAUCCGCUGAUAGAGCAAAUCCUGAUUCCUUUGUUUGUCAUUUUUCCUUUCCAUUUAUUAGGUUUAUUCUUUUUUUCCUUUUUUUUUUCGCUUUUUAUCUGCCGUCCUUCUUUCGACAACGGCGCCAAGAGCCAAUUCGAAAGAGUUCGUCAGGCAUCCGUUCACUUUCUCUUUUCUCUAUUUAUUUUAUUCUAUUUUAUGCCACUACUCUCUCUGCCUUCCUUCAUUUCUUUUUUUUUUACUUUUUCUUUCUAUUUUAUGCUACCAUUCAAUCUUUCAUGUUUCAUUUGCUUUUUUUUUUCUUCUUUCUUUCUUUCUUUCUUUCUUUCUUUCUUUCUUUUUAUUUUAUUUAUUCACUUAGUUUACCAUGCUUCAUUUCAUUUCUAUCUUUCUUUCUUUAUUUCUUUUAUUCUAUUUUAUGCCACUACUCUCUCUACCUUGCUUCAUUUUCUUUCUUUCUUUUUUCUUUCUUUUUUUCGUUAUUUCGUUCUUUUAUUUUAUUUAACCGUUUUCAUAUUUUCUUUCAUUCUUUAAAUCUUCUCGAUUGCUUUCUUUUUUUCUUCAACCUUCCUCAGAUUAUUUUUUUCAAUAUUUUUCUCUUUUCAAUUUUAUCCUUCCCGUCUUUUUUUUUCUUUUCUCCCGCUUUCUUUCUUUCUUUCUUUCUUUCUUUUAAUUUCUUUUUCUUUUUCUUUUUGUUAAACUCGUUAAAAUUUUUUCUUUAUUUCUUUCCCCAAACUUUUUCAAUUUCAUUCUUUUUUCCUUCAACGUUCCUUAAAUUCUCUUUUCAAGAGUCAUCAUUUUAUUGCUUUCUUCCGUCUUUAUUUUCUAAUUUAUUUUUUUUAUUUUUUUUUCUCGUUAUCCUUUCUUUCUUUCUUUCUUUCUUUCUUUAUUUCUUUCUUUCUUUCUUUCUUUCUUCUGACCUCUUCUUACUUAUCCACCCAUUUCUUCUUUCAUUUCCUUUCUUUUUUUUCUAUUUGUGUCUCUCUUUAUCAAUUCCGUUGUUGAAUUCUUUUGUUAAUUCAUCAUGUCUUAUUUUCUUCUCCGAAUUUCUAGACUGA
Acanthosepion pharaonis is the source of this 1062-nucleotide messenger RNA. The record is from the annotation of a GenBank genome assembly. NCBI's taxonomy places the organism in Eukaryota, Metazoa, Mollusca, Cephalopoda, Sepiida, Sepiidae.